Messenger RNA from Ilex paraguariensis (yerba mate), 1888 nucleotides. NCBI's taxonomy places the organism in Eukaryota, Viridiplantae, Streptophyta, Magnoliopsida, Aquifoliales, Aquifoliaceae. The record is from the annotation of a GenBank genome assembly.
AUGACGUUUGUUGAGUCGGUUGGAGAUGCUCUUAGCAUCUACCCAGUGACGUAUUGGACUCCGGCCAAGAGCCGGACCGGUUUUAUAGCACAACACUCGGGCCAACAGCGAUCAGAUCGGAGUGAGAAACAGGAGCUUCCCGCUCUUUUCGCCGUGUCUGCACUGCUCUUUCUGGACUGCCACCAUCUUCGACCAUGCACUUCCACGUUCUUUUCUUCGAUUUCAGAGAGGCUUUCUUCUACUCUAUUCUCUCUCUUCAGUGAUGGAGGGGCUGUGGUCAGUAGGCUCACUGCACGGCCAAGUGUUUCGUUUGCAAGUAUUUGUCUCUCCCUUGCCACUUCCAUGUAUUCAUUCAGCUUUGAAUCAUGGAUGGUAGUUGAGCACGAUAAGCUGGGGUACAGGCAGGAUACAUUGAAUGACGUGUUUUGGCUAAUGACCUUCUCGGAGUCUGCAUCUUUCAUCGGAAGCCAAGUGCUCGGAAAUUGGCUGGUUGGGAGGCAUGUUGUUUUUCCUUCCUCUGCAGCUCUGUUUCUGGCAAUAAUCAGUGUUAUUUAUAUCACUCAAGCUUGGAAAGAAGCUCCACGGACAGCAGAAUGGAAGGAUUAUAAGACAUCUUUCUACGUGCAUAUCUUUGGUGAUAAAAAGAUAUUGCUUUUGGCGUGGGCUCUAGCAUGUGUCCAGUCUUCCGUUGCGAUCUUAUGGAUUCUUUGGGCUCCGACUAUAGUGGUAUGUGCCAAAUGAAAUGCGGGGAGGAAUGAUAAGCCUUUCUGUAGCCCCUGCAAAUGCAGCAAUCCUGUUUUUCCUUGUGCAAGUAAGUGUGCUAAACCCGGAUCACUUGAGUUUAGAAAGCAUGAAAUGAGGAACCAAUCCAACAGUGCUUCACAUAAGUGGACGUGGGCCUUCCUUUGAUGGGCUAAGGAGGCUAUUAUCGAAACAUCGGAAAUUCAACAAUCAUAGCAGUUGCUGCCCUUUGUCUAUUCUCUGCAGCUGGGUGCAUGCAUCUGUUGAGGCAGUGGGGCAAGCAAAUCCAUCAGAAUUGGCUCAAAUUAUGAUCACAUAUCCCUCCACUGCUCAAAAAUUAUUUGCCCGCAGCAGGUGCAUUUUGUGUCAUCAAUCUCUUGUUGAUGGAGAAAAGGUGUGGAACGAAGAUAGAGAUGAGGAAAUUUUGUGCUUUCAUAUUCCAACUGAAGCGUGAAAGUAAACUAUCCUUUUUGAAGGUAAGGCAAAUGAAUAUAAAAUCAAGAUUCAGCUUCUAAAUAUGUCCACCGGACACUGUUGCAGCAUUCUAGAGAAGUGAAGAGCAGAUAAAUAGACGUGGUUGUAUUUGAUUUUCAACCCACCCUUGAGUUAUUUUUCUAGUUGCUCCAUAUUCCUUUCUAGAUGCACCCUGACUAACUGUAGAUGAGCUAGAGAGGGAGAAAGGUUCGUCAUGGUGAAUACUGAUCUUGUAAUUAUGCUACAGAACGCCUUCCCAUAGUCCGUUCUGUAGUUGGCCGAUAGUUAUGGUGGCGCAGUUGAGUCAACAUGUGAAGUUGCAUUAAUAGAGUCCUUUCCAUUCCAAUUCUCAGGCAAUCGAGCUCGAGUGGCCUAGGACACAGCUUGCCAAGGUAUGUUUUUAUAGGAGCAAUUUUUGUUGAAUUUGUUAAGAUAUUUGCAAGUGCCGAACAAUUUCCUAUUUUUUCGCACAUUUUCAUAUGAAUGGGCAGAUACUGCCUGAGGUAUAUAUAGAAAAAGGACUGUGUAUUUGACGAGAUUUUCAAGGAGGAACAGAUGUUACCUAGGUAUAUAAAAAAGGUGUACCAAAGUGUAUAUAGCUCCUGUCAUUGAGGUUAGGUUUAGGAAGGACUAGAUGUACGCACUCUUACUUUACAAGUUGAGAUUAUUUUCA